Molecule: messenger RNA, 1051 nt
Organism: Paramecium tetraurelia
Lineage: Eukaryota; Ciliophora; Oligohymenophorea; Peniculida; Parameciidae
Exons: 5
Biological process (GO): endoplasmic reticulum calcium ion homeostasis
Cellular component (GO): endoplasmic reticulum
Molecular function (GO): calcium ion binding
Source: RefSeq, a predicted model, not a curated record
AUGGAAGAUAAUUAAACACAAAUUCCAUUUGACUAUAUUACUUUUAUCAAAACCAUACCAAAUCAUUACCCUUAUGAAUGCAUGGGAUUUAUACUUAUCCUCAUUUACAUCUUUCUGUACAUAACAGGAAAUACAACCAAUAAAAAAAUUGCAUUAAAAUUUGCAUCAACAACAUACGACUUUUUUAAAACUAAUUUUACCUCUGUUGGUGUCACAAAUAAAGAAAAUGGACCACUUCUCUAAUCCAUUUCAAGUAAUUCCUUUGGAUUUAUUGCUUAAGGAAGAAACAAUUUAAAUUGUUUAGCUGUCACUAUUGAUCUAAAGAAAAGAUAGGAUUUAUUGUCAAUGUUAUUCUUUUCAUUCAUUUGGCCUGAAAGAGACACAAUCACUAUUGAUAUACCUAUAGCAGCCUCGCCAUAACCAAUUUGUUUUGCUUUAGUCAAAAAAAGAGACGCUAAAUCAUAUAAAGAAGCCAAUAUCGAUCUAAAAUAUCUUUGUGAAAAGUUAUCCAUUGAUAAAAUUGAUGACAAUUUAACACAUGUCACACUUGGUGAAGGUAAAGAACCUUUGACAACCAUUUUUGAUUUAAAAGUAUGUCAAGCCUUAAAAAAAUAUGAUAAAUACAUAUAAAAUAUUCACUUUACUGAUUAAAAAACACUUGUACCAAAUCCAUAUCAUCUUAGAGCUACCUUAAUUAAUAUUGAAUCAAUAGAAGAUUUUACAGAAUUCAUUUAAUUGAUCCUUUAAAUUGUAGAUAGGAUUGCUAGUUUCAAAUUAUCAUCAUAUGCUAGAUAAUAAUAUGAGGAAGAAAGGGCGAAAUUUGAAGAAAUCAAAUCUAGAGAUGAAAAAUAAAAGAAAAUUGAAGAGGCAUAAAAAAAGAAGACAGAGAAAUUACAAAAGGAAAAAUAAAAGUUAAUGAAUCUCCCAAGAGAAUAAUAAAUCAAAUUGUAAGAAAAGGAGAAGAGAGAUGAAAUCAAAAAAAAAUAUGCAAAAAGAACUAUGUAUAUGUGAGAUAAUAUAUUAUGCAUAAUUAUACAAUUUAAUUUGCACC